UAUUAUUUUACUCUAACGUGCUAGGCUAACAAGCGUUGUUGUGGAGACGCUUGUCACUGCUAUUCGUUUGUUAGUGAAAGUAUCAUCACGUAAGCACAUGAUGUCGGCAGCAACGGUGCCGUGGGGUCUGGAAGCGAGGGUCAUCAGUGGCGUCACUACGGUAAAGGACAUACAAAUACACGCUACUGACCCUAAACGCCAAUCGUCCUUGUUAAGCAUGAAGGAAAGUUUGCAAAGCUCUUGUGGCUCUAGGAACAAGCACGAGGCCCCGGGAGUCUCACCUGUCAGUAUCAGAAUAGCAAAACAACAACCUAGAAAGGAACGAAAUCACGUGAAUAAUGAGUUCAGUUCGAGCAACGUAGUCGACAAUUCAAGUGAAAGCUGCUCUGCCUCUAACGACAUAAAUCCUGCUACUGACGGGAUGAAGACGAAAAGAACUUCCCCAAAGCCUCCCGCCGAGCGGUUCGGGUCAAAGUCAGAGACGACAAGCGAUUGUUACCCAGAUAUGUCAGCUUAUAGAGAUUACCUAAAACCUCGUUACCAAGAUGGAGACGUGGUCUUGGAAGUUGAAUGUGGUGGGAACAAUGGUCAGCUCUAUCUAUCCAAGCUGUGCCAAGGGUCUAAAGGACCGUGUAUUUGGUUCCGGGAUAUGUGGCUCACACCGAAUGAAUUCCAAUACGUUAGUGGGCGAGAGACGGCCAAAGAUUGGAAACGAAGCAUAAGACACGAUGGAAAAAGUAUGAAACUCUUGUUGUCGAAAGGCAUCUUAGCUGUCCACCCACCGACUUGUGAUUGUAAAGGAUGCCGGAUUAGUUCCCCAGUGAUAACCUUGUUUCGGGAAACAAGGGUUAAUUCACUAGGAUUAAACUUUGUGUUUCAAGCCAAGAGACCAAUGGACACGUUUCAGAAGUUUCAAGCCAAGAGACUAAUGGACAUGUUUGAAAAUAGUUGA
Limulus polyphemus (Atlantic horseshoe crab) is the source of this 952-nucleotide messenger RNA. Its product is annotated as nuclear body protein SP140-like protein. Bases 98 to 952 code for a protein of 284 amino acids. Gene Ontology annotation, biological process: positive regulation of transcription by RNA polymerase II. The record is from RefSeq and is a predicted model, not a curated record. Lineage: Eukaryota; Metazoa; Arthropoda; Merostomata; Xiphosura; Limulidae. Gene Ontology annotation, molecular function: DNA-binding transcription activator activity, RNA polymerase II-specific; RNA polymerase II cis-regulatory region sequence-specific DNA binding. The transcript has 2 exons.